Molecule: messenger RNA, 2104 nt
Organism: Gasterosteus aculeatus aculeatus (three-spined stickleback)
Lineage: Eukaryota; Metazoa; Chordata; Actinopteri; Perciformes; Gasterosteidae
Biological process (GO): negative regulation of DNA-templated transcription; negative regulation of gene expression, epigenetic; protein localization to heterochromatin
Cellular component (GO): nucleoplasm
Source: RefSeq, a predicted model, not a curated record
UGUCGUUCAACGAAGAAGAGCAGACAGGAAACUGGUGGACGCUGAUGCUUCUGCAACGCCAUUGUAGAUAUUUUCUUUCACUUUUGAUUUUUUUUCAUUGGGAUUACAGUAUAAGUCCUUUAGCGUUACGAGAAAUGUAACCGGACUAUUAAUUAAUCUUCAUUUGUUUGAUCACUUCCAAUUGAACUGCGCAUACCAGACAAGGAACCACAAUCAUCCUCCCACAUGGCAUAUCCGCAUGAUCAAAAAUCGAUCAGAAGGGUCUACGAAGAGCGCUUCCCUGCAAUGGAUUCCCGACAGGUGACUCUCCAUCGGGUGGUCAAUAUUGUUGACGAGAGGAGCCCAAUGCCUCGGCUACAAGUGGGAUAUGACAGACGUUUUGAUGAUGACCAGUGGUAUGGCGGUCCUCAAAAUUACCGCGAUGCAAGAGAAUGUUACGGAGAUGAAGGCUUCCCGCCCAAUGACCGUCGUCGCUACUUUGAUGACAACCCACAUUGCAAUUUUCGCAGGAAUAUCUCACAAAAUGAGGGUCCGUCCUCUCCACAGUGGUAUGGCAGAGAUGAUUUGAGGCAUCAGUUAGACUCGAGAAACAGCGGCGGAAGCGGCCCUCAUUUCCAAAGCUGCGGUCAAGUGUCGGGCCUUCCUCGGAGUCACAGUCCUCCGCCAGUAGCAGUCAAACGGCGGAGGAGGGCAGCCCGUCCGCCUGCACCUGUCCGCUCCAGAUCGAACACCAGCAGCCGCAGCUUCUCCCACGACCGAGAGAAAGGCUUCCCCCCCCAGCCGGCCCAGCAGAGAUAUCUGCCCAGUGUGAUGAUGAGCUCUGUGGAGGAGUCGACUCGCAGCUCAGGCUGCUCAAAGGAAAAAGCUUCUGUAGCGGAGACUGAGGAGGCGGUGGCUGCCGGCGUUGAGACUGAUGAGGCGGUGGGUGCCGGCGUCGAGACUGAGGAGGCAGUGGCUGCAGGCGUCGAGACUGAGAAGCCGUGCUGCCGCGUCGAGACUGAGGAGCAGGUGGCGUCAGCGAUCAGACUGAGGAGGCGGUGGCUGCAGCGUUUAGCUGAGAAGCCGUGGCUGCCGGCGUGGAGGCUGAGGAGCGGUGGCUCCCACGUUGAGACGCCGCUGCGGCGCCGAAACCGAAGAGCUGCAGCUGCCGGCGCGGAGACCGAGGAGGCGACGGCUGCCGGCGCGGAGACCGAGGGGGCGCCGGCUGCCGGCGCGGAGACCGAGGGGGCGCCGGCUGCCGGCGCGGAGACCGAGGAGGCGCCGGCUGCCGGCGCGGAGACCGAGGGGGCGCCGGCUGCCGGCACGGAGACCGAGGGGGCGCCGGCUGCCGGCGUGAAGCUGACACCGGAGGAAGCCUUUCAGGCUCGCUGGUCGGAGGCCGUUAUUGCCAAGGUUCUGGAAAUUGAGACGCAAUACAGGAGCGACUGUGAGACCUUCUGCAUUGUGGUGAAGAUGUUGUUGAACAAGGAGCCCCGUUUGGGUACUUUGCUGGAAGUUCCAUUGGCCGAGAACCUGUCGGAGCUCAAAGAUCGCUACCUGGACGCCCUGAAGGAGUUUGUGGAGAAGCUGCCAGACACCUCUGCAUAAACGAUAGUGUUACAAAACAAUGCUAUGUGUUAAUAUUCACCUGUAUUACUAUGUAAAAAAGAAGAAAAAAAAAGAUCUGGUAGUGACACAAUAAUUGUUCAAAUUGCUGUGUGGUCACAUUAGAAACAUGUAGUACUUGAAGUUGUAAAUUGCCAUGUUACUGUUUCUGGAAAGAAUUAUACUUUUUAAUAUCCAGCUGGGAUUUUUACUUUUUAAAUAGAAUAUAAAUGAAAUAUUUUCCUUGUCUCAUUGUUGAAUCCUACUCAUAGUUGCCUAUUACAACUGUGUAUGUUACUGUUUCUGGAAAGAAUUAUACUUUUUAAUAUUCAGCUGGAAUUUAUACUUUUUAAAUAGAAUAUAAAUGAAAUAUUUUCCUUGUCUCAUUUUUGAAUGAACUGUUGUAUUCAGUCUUUUGGGGUUUUAUCAACUGUUUUACUCUACCAGUAAUUAUAUUUCUUGCAGACAAGGCUGUUCAACUAACGACUGCUCACAACUGUAUUAAAUGGUAUUAAGUCCA